Tupaia belangeri chinensis (Chinese tree shrew) is the source of this 1243-nucleotide messenger RNA. RefSeq names its product leucine rich repeat containing 39 (gene LRRC39). NCBI's taxonomy places the organism in Eukaryota, Metazoa, Chordata, Mammalia, Scandentia, Tupaiidae. Bases 214 to 1221 code for a protein of 335 amino acids. Gene Ontology annotation, molecular function: protein binding. The record is from RefSeq and is a predicted model, not a curated record. The transcript is spliced from 9 exons. Gene Ontology annotation, cellular component: cytoplasm.
ACAUUUCAUUUGGUUACACCCUGACUGAAGAUCUUCAUCACUUAGAGUCACGCUGAAAAAAUUCCCUCUGCAGUCCACCUUCACAGAUAACCACCAACUUUGGUCAUAUCAGCUUUGGCAUCCACCAACAAUGGUCCUUUCUGGGAUGAUGUCUGUAAUCCAGCUAUUCAGAACCUAAUGAAGUUGGUGAUUCCAUGACAAUGUGGAGAAAUCAUGACAGAAAAUGUGAUGUGUGCAGGGGCUGUCAAUGCUGUAAAGGAAGUGUGGGAAAAACGAAUACAGAAACAUAAUGAAGACCUGAAGCGAGAGAAGGAAUUUCAACACAAGUUAGUGCGGAUCUGGGAAGAACGAGUAAGUUUAACAAAGCUAAAAGAAAAGGUCAUUAGGGAAGAUGGAAGAGUCAUUUUGAAGAUUGAAAAAGAGGAAUGGAAGACUCUUCCUUCUUCUCUACUGAAAUUAAAUCAGCUUCAGGAAUGGCAACUUCAUAGGACUGGUUUGCUGAAAAUUCCUGAAUUCAUUGGAAGAUUCCAGAGCCUCAUUGUGUUAGAUUUAUCAAGAAACACAAUCUCAGAAAUACCUCGAGGAAUUGGACUACUCACCAGACUUCAGGAACUUAUUCUUAGCUACAACAAAAUCAAGACUGUCCCCAAAGAACUAAGUAACUGUGCCAGUUUGGAAAAACUAGAACUGGCUGUUAACAGAGAUAUAUGUGACCUUCCACAAGAGCUUAGCAAUCUAUUAAAACUUACUCACCUUGAUUUGAGCAUGAACCACUUUACAACAAUCCCUCCUGCUGUGUUGAACAUGCCUGCCCUUGAGUGGCUGGACAUGGGAAGCAACAGACUCGAACAACUUCCUGAUGCUAUAGAAAGAAUGCAAAGUUUACAUACAUUAUGGCUACAACGGAAUGAAAUAACAUGCUUGCCAGAAACAAUCAGCAAUAUGAAAAAUUUGGGUACUCUCGUUCUCAGCAACAAUAAAUUGCAAGAUAUACCAGUAUGCAUGGAAGAAAUGGCAAAUUUGAGGUUUGUCAACUUCAGAGACAACCCACUGAAGUUGGAAGUAGUACUUCCUCCCAUUGAAAACAUAGAUGAAGAGGAAGAACGGGAAUUAUUUGGUCUUCAGUUUAUGCACACAUAUAUACAGGAGUCACGGAGGGGAGCAGAUCACCAAGCCAACAGUUCGACUACUUUACCAACUUCCAUAAAUACCACUGGAUAACAUAAUUCAAGAUGUCUAGCUG